Boleophthalmus pectinirostris (great blue-spotted mudskipper) is the source of this 3038-nucleotide messenger RNA. Its product is annotated as calcium-binding protein P-like. The transcript has 2 exons. NCBI's taxonomy places the organism in Eukaryota, Metazoa, Chordata, Actinopteri, Gobiiformes, Gobiidae. The coding region runs from base 162 to 1619 and encodes 485 amino acids. Gene Ontology annotation, cellular component: membrane. The record is from RefSeq and is a predicted model, not a curated record. Gene Ontology annotation, biological process: protein homooligomerization.
CGCCUCCAUUUCUCUCGUCGUCUGUAACCAGCGCAUCAACACGAGCGCACCCCUGAAUCCACCCAAUACACCGAGGAAGAACCGUAACACGGAUUAAGAGGACACGUCCAAGCUUCCACCUUAUUACCACCGAGGCAUCUGAUUAUAUAGUACCACGGGCCAUGAUGGGCAAACUAAGGGGGGCUGUCCUCAUCUGUCUUCUUAUUAUGGGACUCCUAUACUUUGAUGGGACUUUUGCUAAAAAGGGAGGUGGAUUUGGAGGAGGCAAGAAAACAUCAUCAACAAACAGGUGGGGGUCCUCAAAGCCCCCCAGCUCUCAACCAGGAAAUUACCCUCGGCAAACUCCUAAUCGAAACUCUAACCCAUAUCCUGCUGGCGGAAGUUAUCCCCAUCCAGGAAACACCAAUCCUGGAGGAUAUCCCAGACAAAAUCCAGGAGGGAAUCCUGCUGGAGGAUACCCAGCUGCUGGAGGAUACCCUAACCAACCUGGAAGAGGAAAUUAUCCUAACCAGAACCCUGCAGGGGGCUAUCCAGCUGCAGGAGGCUAUCCAGCUGCAGGAGGCUAUCCAGCUGCAGGGGGCUAUCCAGCUGCAGGGGGCUAUCCAGCUGCAGGGGGCUAUCCAGCUGCGGGAGGAUACCCCAACCAACCCGGAAGAGGCAAUUACCCAAACCAAAAUCCUGCAGGUGGUUACCCUGCAGGUAGCUAUCCUGCAGGUGGUGGGUAUCCUGCUGCUGGGGGAUACCCAGCAGCGGGAGGAUACCCCAACCAGCCAGGCAGAGGAGGCUAUCCAAACCAGUACCCAGGUGGCUAUCCGGCCGCAGGUGGAUAUCCAGCUGCUGGGGGCUAUCCUAACACUGGGUGGGGAGGUGGCUAUCCAAUACGAGGAGGAGGUAAUACGGGGCAGGGCUGGGGUGCACCAGGCUCAUAUCCUGGGGGUUAUCCUGGUGGUGGAAUGGGAGGCUAUCCAAACUGGAAUCCCAACAAUAAGAUCCUCAGCCCUCGCUAUGGCGUAGGAAGCUAUGGCGGUUAUGGGCCGGGUGGGUCCCCUUUUGCCCGUUCAGCCAUGAACCAAGGCUUCAUACCUAAAGUAGAGUCUAAGGGUUUUGCUAAAAAAGCAAUGUUGGCAGCUGGAGUGGGUGCUAUGGCUGGUAUGGCUGUUGGUUAUGGAUUAGGACGAUUUCCACGACCACAUUUUCACUUCCGAAGUCAUGAAGAAGAAUACUACUACAACAACUACAUGUACCGUCGCUAUGGCACCCAGUCCACGGAUCAAAAAGACUAUGGUCGUGAUUAUGAAUACAAGCUACCUCCACGAGCUGAUCCCUAUGAUAAAUACAUGGACAAAUGCAUGAAUCGAACUGACCUUCUGAAAGACCAGGACAAGUCUGACAUAGACGAGGAGGACAAGGACACUGUCAGCAUUGAAGAAAUUGGAUACCCCUCUUUAAUAGAGCAGAUGAAAGCACGGCGGUGUGUGGAAUUGUACAUGGCCUACUCUGAGCAGUUUCUCCAAAAGCGUGCAGAAGCCCAGAUACAAAACAAAGGUAGUCUUCUGUGUGUCUCUCAGCUGUUCACAUCUGUGGUGAUUUUACUGUGCAGCAUGUUUCUGCUUCAGUAAGCCCUUUUGCUACUAAUAUACUCACACAUGAUUUGCCAUUGUCUGUGCAUAGCUACUCUGUUUUUUGAUCACCUUGCCUAAAUGCUUAUGGACUAAUCUGCUAACAUGUACAGUGUACAUUAACCACUUUGCAACCCAUAUAUCACAUCACUAGUUUCUCUUAAUGAAAAAGGAGGCUUCUCUCCCUUUGAUAAUCCAUAUUUUCUUAUAAUUUAUCUACAAGAGCUUGAAUCGUAGUACAUAACCUGUUCCAAAUAGAACACUAAAAUCAAACCAUGUGUGGUAAAAUGUGCCAAAUGUUCAUAGUGAUGCAGCAGCAAUGUAACAGCACAAUAAGCUGCUGAGUCACAUCUAGUAAAUCAGAAUACUUUUGUAUGAACUUUUUAGUAUUUAGCAUCUUAAAAUAUCUACUGAAUUAACAUAAGACUAAGUGAAAAUUCUAUGAGGUAUGAUGACAUAAUCCCAAGAUCCAUUGAAAAAUAUGGUCACAUUGCAUUUGAAUUUAAAUACAAAUUAUUUGUACAUCUGAGCCAGACAAUUCUUUGUGGGUUGUAGCAGAGUGAGGUCUGGGUGGUAAUGGAUGUGAUAAUGCAUCCACAUGAGAAACCUGUUUGUCUUGCAAUUGGUUAUGUAAGAUGAGACACUAUGAUAUCCAUGUGGCCUGUAUUUUCUUCAUUAUGAUAUGAUCAAUACUCUGGUGAACUAGGUGGAAUACUACUGAGUUUCCUUCUGAAAAUUUGUUUUGCUUUUUUAAUAUUGUUUUUCAUAUUAAGGCAAUGUUUUAACAUAAAAACAGGGAAUGAAAAAUAGCUGGAAACAUUUACUAAAUAACUGGAUGUAUAUUUUGUGUUUUAUUGUGCACAAAAUCUGAUACAAGCUCAACUGGAAAUAUUCCUUUUUUCCAAAAAUCCUGUUCCACUUCGCCCCCUAUUGUGUGCAUCUGAUUACUUUUUUCAGUCUUCCUUCUUCUGCCAAUUUAAAGUACAUUGAGGCGAUUGUGAAAAGUAUAAAUUGUUCUAUCCAUAAUACGACUUUUGUUACUCCAGUUACAUGAAUACAUAAUUUUUGAGGCACCCUGUGUGUCUAUGAACUACUGUUUUUUUAGAUGUAUGUUCUUUUUAAAAUGUUUGCUAACUCUCCGUAUUGUUUUAUUUGUUGUAAAAAUAUAAAUUUAUACAUGGAUAUCCAUUUUAUUGAAUAAAUUGUAUAGAAUGUCCUUCAUGAUCAGUGGGUUUGACAGGGUUAUUGUGUUAAAGAUCUGUAAGUUCUCUUAAUUUUCCUAUGGCACCCUCCUUUCCUCAUAUUUAGAGUACACAAACUUGUGUGUACUGUAAUUUGAAUCUGUUGUUGUAAACAAUUGCAUCCAAAACAUCAAAGACAGUCCACAGUUGGUCAAUAAAAUGACUUUCAUGCUAAGGA